Molecule: messenger RNA, 1780 nt
Organism: Chiloscyllium plagiosum (whitespotted bambooshark)
Lineage: Eukaryota; Metazoa; Chordata; Chondrichthyes; Orectolobiformes; Hemiscylliidae
Product: transmembrane protein 182-like
Cellular component (GO): membrane
Source: RefSeq, a predicted model, not a curated record
CCCCAUUCUCACAUACACGCUGAGAAAGAGCUUCUAGUUAAAAACAUUACUCAAUGCACAAACUUUAGUUUGAUCAUGAAAGUCAGUGUAAUUGCCUUUGUAGCAGGACUUAUCGGAGCUAUUGGGCUACUCCUGUUUUUGGUGGCAUUUGGGACGGAUUACUGGCUCUUAGCGACAGAGAAUUGUGAAGUGUAUGAACACCACGCCAAGAAUGCUAAGUCCAGGCCUAUAGGUGACACACCGAGUGGGCAAGCAUUCGAAGGAAAUGAUGAAUUCUCCAUCACAUUUCACCAUGAGGGCUUCAUUUGGCGUUGCUGGUUCAGUGAAGGGAUUUCCCAUGAUAGUAUCUGGAAUUUCUGGUUCACAAACCAACCCCCAUCCAAGUACUGUGUCCAUGGCUAUCUUUUCCCUUUUCCAAUCGCAAUGGGACCUAUAUCUUCAUAUGACAGUACUGCUGUGUAUCGAGGUUUCUGGACAGCAUUUAUAAUACUGGGUGUGGCUGCUGCAAUUGUGGGAGGAUUUCUGCUGGUUUGUGCAGUGCCUUUUGUUAAUGCCAAACUCUACAAAUUAGGAGGUGGAUUCCUUUUGGCUUCUGGAAUUUUAUUUUCCAUCCUGAUAUUUCUGUUUGUGAUAUGGAAGGAACUUGUUGUGGAUUUGGAAAGAUACAUACUGCUGGAGAGAAGGAACAGCUGCAUGGAUAUCCUAGUCCAUGUGCAAUACGGAUGGUCCUUCAUGUUUGCGGCUGCUGGGAUUCCUUUGGCCCUGCUUGCUGGUCUGUUAUUCUGCCUAACUGGCCACACCAUUGAAGCCCAUAACAAAUAAGAGAUGGACACUGGUGACUGGAGCUGCUAGCUCUUCUGUGGUGCUAGACUAUGUUCAGUUCGAAAAUCAAAGCUAGUCUUCAAUGUUCCAACAGAUUUGAACUUAUAAUAAUGUCUAUCUUGUUUUGAGAUUCAUAGAGAGGUGAAUUUUCAGAAAAUAUUUUGUUGUGGUUUGAUGACACUUUAGAAUAUCGAAAUUUGUUUUGAUGGCACUGAGUGUGCUGAGGAGCGUCUUCUGGCCUAGACUGCAAUUAAUCAUUUUAGCAAAUAAGCACUUCACACAUUCAUCUGGCAUAUCUUGGUCCAUUGUUUUAAGUUGGGCAUUAACCCCAUGAAGUAACCUGACAGAGAAACAUCAUUCAAUCUAAUCCAUUGUUCACCCAGUACAAUUAUCAAAAGGAAUUCCUCAGCUUUGAUCUGAUAGGACAAUUUUUUUGUAUUAGAUUUUAUAAAACCAAAUGAAAACUGAAAUUAUGGUUUCAAUAAUGCUUUUAUUCCAUGACAUUUGACUGAAAAUACACACUAUUUGGAUAUAUCAGGUACCACAUUUGGCUACAUUAGAUAUCUUAAUGCUUUUCUCAUAAUUUUACAUUCACUGCACCAAAUACACUGCACCAAAAUGUUUCCUAUCGCUGUUAUUCAGUGAUUGUUGAUGUGGAAUAAAAGCUUCACAGUAAAUGGCAGCUGACUUUGAUGUGUUUCUGACCAGCUCUUUAUCCACAUACUCUAUAGCUGAAUGUGAAAAUGCAUCCACGUAUUUAGAUCAAUGACUGUUAGUGUAUUAUAAUGUGAAAAAUUUAAUAAUUGUGCUUCAAAAGCAGAUAAUUACUUAAUAACAACUCUUGGAGUGCAAGAAGCUAGCUGAUUUGAUGCUAUUGGUAUGUUUAAAUUUGCUGUUCAGUUUUCCAUCAUUAUAUCUGUAUUGUAAUAGUAUGCUAACAAAGAUUAUCUUUACUGCA